CAUAAGAACAAGCUGAAGGAUGUCUUCAACUAUUUCGAAAAGGUGAAGACCUCAAUGAAGAUUAACGCUCAGAUAGUCAUUGCUUACCACUGGAGGAAGAGAAGGCGUAUGUUCCAAAAGAGACUUGAAGAAAUGGCCAAACAAGCAAGGAGGAAAAAUUCGAAUAAGAAAAAAAUUAAAAAGCCAAGGCAGUCAGUUAAAUGGAAUAUGAGAGGUCCUUCCCAUACUAUUAAGCUUAAAAAGCAGAGCUCAAAUAUCAAGAGCAAGGCCUUGAAGAAAAGGAAAAGUUUGAAUAGUAAUACUGAUCUAGAUACAGUGAAGGAAGACUAGGUUUCGUAAAUUUCAAUUGUGUUUCAAAA
Moneuplotes crassus is the source of this 359-nucleotide messenger RNA. NCBI's taxonomy places the organism in Eukaryota, Ciliophora, Spirotrichea, Euplotida, Euplotidae. The record is from the annotation of a GenBank genome assembly.